AUGCUAUCUAUCUUGCGCAAAGCUCGUCUAAAGGACAAGGAAAUGCGAGUAUUAAUGCUAGGACUCGAUAAUGCGGGCAAAACCACCAUUGUGAAAAGAAUCAUGAAUGAGGAUGUCACCACCGUCAGUCCAACAUUGGGCUUUAUCAUUAAGACUAUUGAUUUCAUGGGAUAUAAAUUGAACAUUUGGGAUGUGGGUGGACAAAAGACACUACGCUCCUACUGGAAAAAUUAUUUUGAAAAGACCGAUACUUUGGUCUGGGUUGUGGAUGCAACCGAUCGACUCCGGGUGGAGGAUUGUCGUGAAGAGCUGGCUGGGCUGCUGCUGGAGGAGGUUUGGUCCCCACCUAAAUUCUCGGGAUCCCGAGCUAACCUCCGACAGCGAUUGACGGGUGCCAGUCUGUUGGUGUUCUUGAACAAAACAGAUGUGGAACAUUGCAUGGAUGAGGAAGAGGUGCGAGAGCGCCUUGGGCUGGAUUCAAUCAAAACCCAUAAAUGGACUAUCCUCCCAUGCAGUGCUAUGACAGGACAAAACUUGAAUGAAGGGUUGGAGUGGGUGGUACAGGAUGCGAAAGACCGAUUGUUCCUCUACUAA
Penicillium verhagenii is the source of this 594-nucleotide messenger RNA. RefSeq names its product Small GTPase superfamily ARF/SAR type. Bases 1 to 594 code for a protein of 197 amino acids. Gene Ontology annotation, molecular function: GTP binding; GTPase activity. NCBI's taxonomy places the organism in Eukaryota, Fungi, Ascomycota, Eurotiomycetes, Eurotiales, Aspergillaceae. Gene Ontology annotation, biological process: protein folding. Gene Ontology annotation, cellular component: microtubule cytoskeleton; cytoplasm. The transcript is spliced from 5 exons. The record is from RefSeq and is a predicted model, not a curated record.